GGCCGAGCGCUGCUCUGGGCAGUGGCAGUGGCGACCGGCACGGGCUGGGGAAACGGAACGACCGGCCGACGGAGGGAUUGACGGACGGACAGACGACGACGCUGCUGGGCGCUUCAUUCCGGAGCCUGACAUGAAUGGAUACGUGGAAUUUCCCCCCAGUCCCAGUGACCUUGCCAAGGAGCUCAUGGAGCCCAUGCCCAGCCAGCUCCCACUCCAGGAAGACGUAGACAUGAGCAGCGGCUUGAGUGGACAUGAGACCAAUGAAAACUGCUCCAUGGGGCGGGACUCUCAGAGCAGUGACUAUGAUGACAGCAGGAAGGAGCAGAGGAUGCUGGUGGAGGCGCCAGAUGCCCACCAGAGUCCAAAUGCCUUUAGCCUGAUGAUGGCAAAGAAGGAACACAACCCUUCUACUAGUGGCUGCAGUAGCGACCAGUCUGCCAAAGCAGAUACCCACAAAGAACUGGUAAAGACACUGAAGGAGCUGAAAGUUCACCUUCCUGCAGACAAGAAGGCCAGGGGCAAGGCCAGCACACUGGCAACCUUGAAGUACGCUCUGAGGAGUGUGAAGCAAGUGAAAGCUAAUGAAGAGUAUUACCAACUGCUAAUGUCCAGUGAGAGCCACCCCUGCGGAGUGGAUGUACCCUCCUACACAGUGGAGGAGAUUGAAAGCAUUACCUCUGAGUACAUUGUGAAAAAUGUGGAGAUGUUUGCUGUAGCCGUGUCCCUGGUGACUGGGAAGAUCCUGUACAUCUCUGACCAAGUUGCCUCCAUAUUUCACUGUAAGAGGGAUGACUUUAGUGAUGCCAAGUUUGUGGAGUUCCUGGCGCCUCAUGAUGUUAGCGUGUUCCAUGGUUUCACCACUCCUUACAAGCUUCCCUCAUGGAGUGUGUGCAGUGGAGUAGAUUGUUUUACUCAAGAAUGCAUGGAGGAAAAAUCUUUCUUUUGCCGUGUCAGCGUUGGGAAAAACCAUGAGAAUGAGAUUCGCUACCACCCAUUCCGCAUGACGCCCUACCUGGUCAAGGUGCAGGACCAGCAAGGUGCUGAGAGUCAGCUUUGCUGCCUUCUGCUGGCAGAGAGAGUGCACUCUGGCUAUGAAGCCCCUAGAAUUCCUCCUGAAAAGAGAAUUUUUACAACCACCCACACACCGAAUUGUUUGUUCCAGGAUGUGGAUGAAAGGGCGGUCCCUCUCCUGGGCUAUCUACCUCAGGACCUGAUCGAGACCCCUGUGCUUGUGCAGCUUCACCCCAGUGACAGACCCUUGAUGCUGGCCAUCCACAAAAAGAUCCUGCAGUCCGGUGGGCAGCCUUUCGACUAUUCUCCCAUUCGGUUCCGUGCCCGGAAUGGGGAGUACAUUACGCUGGACACCAGCUGGUCCAGCUUCAUCAACCCGUGGAGCAGGAAAAUCUCCUUCAUCAUCGGGAGGCACAAAGUCAGGGUGGGCCCUUUGAAUGAGGAUGUGUUUGCAGCUCAUCCAUGCACAGAGGAGAAGGCCCCAUACCCCAGCAUUCAAGAGCUCACAGAGCAGAUCCACCGGCUGCUGCUGCAGCCUGUCCCCCACAGCGGCUCCAGUGGCUAUGGGAGUCUGGGCAGCAAUGGGUCCCAUGAGCAUCUCAUGAGCCAGACCUCCUCUAGUGACAGCAACGGCCACGAGGAUUCUCGCCGGAGGAGAGCCGAAAUUUAUAAAAAUGGUAGCAAGACCAAAAAUAGAAGUCAUUAUUCGUAUGAAUCUGAAGAGCAAAAGAAAAAAUCUUUUUCAGAAAUGCAAAGUGGUCCCCCGGCUCAGACGAAAGCUGUCCCAGUCACAGAAAUGGACAACUCAGGGGCCAGCUUCCCCAGAGUCAGCUUUCCUGAGGAGCUAGCCUGCAAGAACCAGCCUGCCUGCUCCUAUCAGCAGAUCAGCUGCCUGGACAGUGUCAUCAGGUACUUGGAGAGCUGCAGUGAGGCCACCACCCUGAAGAGGAAGUGUGAGUUCCCGGCAAACAUCCCAACACUGAGGUCCAGUGAUAAACGAAAGGCCACAGUCAGCCCCGGGCUGCACACAGGAGAGUCAGUGUUGCCCUCCAAGGAGAACAGCCACACGGAAGUUAGCGCUCACCUGACCUCACUGGCAUUGCCUGGCAAGGCUGAGAGCGUGGUGUCCCUCACCAGCCAGUGCAGCUACAGCAGCACCAUUGUUCAUGUAGGAGACAAAAAGCCACAGCCGGAGUUAGAAACAAUAGAAGAUGCUGCCAGUGGGCCUGAGUCCCUCGACUGCCUGGUCCCCUCCCUGCACUGUGGCCUUAGUCAGGAGAAGGAGGCCUUCAGGAAGCUGGGCCUUACCAAGGAGUUACUCGCCACACACACCCAGAAGGAGGAGCAGAGCUUCCUGCAGAAGUUCAAAGAAAUAAGGAAACUCAACAUUUUCCAGUCUCAUUGCCAUUACUACUUACAAGAAAGGUCCAAGGGGCAGCUGAGUGAACGAACUGCCCCUGGACUAAGAAAUACUUCUGGAAUAGAUUCAUCUUGGAAAAAAACUGGAAAGAACAGAAAACUAAAGUCCAAGCGGGUCAAGCCUAGAGACUCCUCCGAGAGCACUGGGUCUGGGGGUCCCGUGCCCCACCGGCUCCCACUCAUGGGCCUGAACACCACAGCUUGGUCACCCUCAGACACAUCCCAGUCCAGCUGCCCAGCUAUGCCCUUUCCAACUCCAGUGCCAGCUUACUCCCUGCCUGUGUUUCCAGCACCAGGGAUGGUGGCAGCACCGCCAGCAGCUCCCCAUGCCAGCUUUGCAGUGCCUACCGUGCCCCUGGAUGCCCAGCACCAGUUUGCGAUCCAGCCCUCGGUCUUACCCACCCCCUUGGCCCCUGUCAUGGCAUUCAUGUUACCCAGCUAUUCCUUUUCCCCAGAGAUCUCAAACCUACCCCAAGCCUUCUUCCCUGGCCAACCUCACUUUCCAGGCCACCCCACACUCGCAUCAGAGAUGACCCCUGCUUCACAACCCGAGUUUCCCAGCCGAACCUCACUCCCCAGACAGCCGUGCACUUGUCCAGCCACCCCUGCCACCCCACCAUCAGCCACGAUGGGCAGGGCCUCCCCACCACUCUUUCAAUCCCGUGGCAGCUCACCCCUGCAGCUCAACCUGCUGCAGCUGGAGGAGGUCCCUGAGGGAAGCACUGGGGCCACAGGGACCAUGGGGGUUACAGGGACAGCAGCUGCUGCGCCGGACUGCAAACCUGGCACUACUCGGGACCGGAAGCCAAAGGAGCCUCCAACAUACAACGAGUCUUCAGACACCCAGCACAGUGAUGCCCUCUCCACAUCCAGCGGCCUGCUGAACCUCUUAUUGAAUGAAGACCUCUGCUCGGCCUCAGGUUCGGCCCUUUCGGGGAGCGGAGCUUCUGCCACCUCAGACUCUUUGGGCUCCAGCUCGCUGGGCUGUGAUGCUUCCCCAAGUGGGGCAGGAAGUAGUGACACAAGUCAUACUAGCAAAUAUUUUGGAAGCAUUGACUCUUCAGAGAAUAAUCACAAAGCAAAAAUGAACACAGACAUGGAAGAAAGUGAGCAUUUCAUUAAGUACGUCCUGCAGGAUCCCAUCUGGCUGCUGAUGGCAGACGCAGACAACAGUGUCAUGAUGACAUACCAGCUGCCUUCCCGAAAUUUAGAAACAGUUUUAAAGGAAGACAGACAGAAGCUGAAGGUCUUGCAGAAAUUCCAGCCCAGAUUCACAGAGGGUCAGAAGCAGGAGCUGCAUGAGGUCCACCCGUGGAUGGAGAGAGGUGGCCUGCCCACAGCUGUGGACGUGGUGCAAUGUGUUUACUGUGAAAACAAGGAAAAAGGCAACAUUUGUGUACCAUACGAGGAAGAUAUUCCUUCUCUUGGACUCAGUGAAGCAUCAGCCACCAAAGAAGAGGAAAAUGGACCCCCCUUGAUUCACAAGGACAAAGAACAGACAUAGCUCCUGCCAUUCUCAGUUCCAACAGUCAAUGAUCUACAUUAGAUGGUGCUUGGAAGAGAUGAAAGAUCUUCAUGCUUGUUUCUAAUGAAAUGGACACGUAACACGUUACUUUUUUUGUUUUAGAAAAAAAACAUAGUUUUCUAAAGGGGUAACUUAAAACUGGAGGGUGGGGAAGGUUUGGGAAGAAAUACGUAUUUAUAUUUAAAAUAUAAAUAUGGAGUUUUAUGGGAUGGUUGAAAAGAUUUUAGUUGUUAUUUAACUUGAGAAAGACUAAACGCCUCUUUGUGUCAGGGAAGUUGCCUCAGCACUUUCUAAAGUCCUUUGAUGUGAUGAGAUCUCUGUCCAGUGUACCACUGCCUGCUGGCCUCCUUUGGGCUGUCCCGAGGCCUCAUAUCAGGCUGUGACAAGUGGCCAGGAUGCCACAUGUGAUUCCAAGCUGAGGACUGCAGCCUUCCCAGAGUGUGUUUGGAUCUGAUCAAAUUUUGUCCUCUCUUUGGGACUGCUUUUUAUUUAAAUUAUCAUUUAGUCAAGGUAAGUUUUGGUUUUUGUUUUGUUAAACAUACCAAGUGGAGCUAACAGCCUCUUCUUAUUUUCUUUUAAAAAUCGAUUGUGUUUAAUGGUAUGAAACAUAGUUUGGCAAACCAACAGCUUUGGCUUCAGGUAUUGUUGUGGUCAAUAUUUCAAUCUGACGUAGCUUUUGUUUGUAGUGAACAAAGUUGAAACAUUUGCUCUGGAGUAAAGCAGCCUAGUUUUUUGUGUAACCAACUCCAUCAGAUUAAUGCACACCCAGACCCUCUGUGUAUUUCCACAUCAUUCAUGUCCCCUUUUCAGACCAUGACGGCCUAUAUGUAGAUAAACAUAUGUUAUCAGUCAUCUCUUUAUGGUAACUUCCCUCUGCAAACCAGCACAUGUGGGACCCAAUUGUGUCUGGUCGUCUUCAGUUGGAGCUGUCCAGACAUCCACCCCCACCCAGCCACGCCCACAUCUUCUGGCUGAGAGCAGCCACUGCCACUGUGAAUCCCACAGCUUCCGACUGUGUCUGUGCUUUCAGCUCACCUCUCCCACUGAACCCUGGGCUGGAUGCCUGGCCCUUAUUCUUUCCAUGAGCCCAGCCUUGCUUGGUGCAGCUUCAGGUCUCUGCCAGUGUCACCGGCAUCUUCAGGUCAUUUGGACAUUUGGGGAAAAGUGAGGCCAGUCUGCCCAGCUUUAUGUAAAACCUAUUGCAUCGUAUAUCCCAAAGAUUGUUUGGAAAAUGCAACGUUGAUCCCUGGUGUGAAUUCGAAGUUACCACUGAUGAAAUAAUUAACUUAAAAUUGUACCAAGUCUAUGAAGCUUAAAAGGAAGCAGGGUUGUCCUUGUUCUUUGAUGGAAAAACAGUUAGAGAAAGGUGAAGUCUCCUUGUAAUCCAGUUGGUUUUCAUGGUAAAACCACUUGAUGCCUGAAUAUUAAGCCUAUUUUUUAUAAUCAUAUGAACACUUUAAUUUUUUUAAUUUACCAAGUAACAUCACUGUUAGAUGCCGAAGAUAAAGUAGCAGUCUGCAUUUUUAUGGGAAUUAGAUGUUACAGACUGCUUCCUGCCUGUAAAGUCAGAUCAUAAGCGGAUAGUUGAUAAUCUAAGGGUACAUUUGUGUCACCUAAACACAAAACUGCCAAAACGUUCUCACUCUACUGUUAUGAAUGUUUACCAUCAGCAUUAUUUUAUUACUUAAUAUAUACUCAUUGAUUGUUAACUGUGUGGCUUCAACAUGUGCUGAGAAGUUGACUUCGUAGGAUUAUUUUGUGAAUUUGUUUACAUGAUGCCAGGCAUCAAGUCAUGUUUUCUUCAGUAUGUAUGCUUACACGGGUGUUAUAAAAACUUUCUAUUUUAAACUGAGCCUCCUUUUUAAUAUAUUCCUAAAAGAUAUGUAAAUAAGCUCUCAGAGUUUGUGUGAUGAUUUGUUGAGCCUUGCCAGACAAGUGGUUUGUUCACAUGCAAACCAAACUUUCUUCGCACAGUGCAAUAUAUUUGUUUGACUGCUUGUGUCUUUUUAUGACCUUUUUGCCUUUUAGAAAAUUGGUAAAUAAAGCAAGUAUAUUUUUAUUUUCA
Molecule: messenger RNA, 6020 nt
Organism: Carlito syrichta (Philippine tarsier)
Lineage: Eukaryota; Metazoa; Chordata; Mammalia; Primates; Tarsiidae
Gene: PER2
Product: period circadian clock 2
Exons: 23
Coding region: 131-3934 (1267 amino acids)
Biological process (GO): entrainment of circadian clock by photoperiod; circadian regulation of gene expression; negative regulation of transcription by RNA polymerase II
Cellular component (GO): nucleus; cytoplasm
Molecular function (GO): transcription cis-regulatory region binding; transcription corepressor binding
Source: RefSeq, a predicted model, not a curated record